Molecule: messenger RNA, 609 nt
Organism: Tribolium castaneum (red flour beetle)
Lineage: Eukaryota; Metazoa; Arthropoda; Insecta; Coleoptera; Tenebrionidae
Product: tctex1 domain-containing protein 2
Exons: 3
Coding region: 95-586 (163 amino acids)
Biological process (GO): microtubule-based movement
Cellular component (GO): cytoplasmic dynein complex; cytoplasm
Molecular function (GO): dynein intermediate chain binding
Source: RefSeq, a predicted model, not a curated record
AGCGCUCGAUCUAUCAACCGUCUGUCACUUGUCACCAAUUUUUAGGUUAUGUUUUCAAAUUUGUAAACAAUCGAUUUAUACACCAAAGACAAUAAUGGCAGAAAACGACAAAAAUGUUGAAAUAUCGGACGCAGUUUCAGCCGUAGGUAGUGAUAUCACACGUGAGACAGUUUCGGAAGUGGCUGCCGAGUCAGCCAUUAUAGCCCCCCCAAGCUGCGAGACAAUUCCGGCGAUACACUCGUACCAAAUUAAACCGGUCUUGGCAGACAAAUUCAAGGGUGGAACAGUGAAAGAAAUAAUGCGAAAUAUCCUCACCGAGAAAUUGAGUGGCAAAUCUUACGAUCCGGACCAAGUCAAAAAAUGGACCGUUGAUUUGGCCAAUGAAAUCAGCGAAAAAGUAACAGAGUUGAAAAUGAAACGAUACAAACACAUUGUACAAGUGAUUCUGGGCGAGCACAAGGGGGCUGGGGUGAAGGCGGGGGUGCGGUGUCUCUGGGACGCCGAGACUGAUGGAUACACGAGCGAGACAUUCUCAAAUGACACCAUUUUUUGUUUGGUAGUCGUGUAUGCAGUUUAUUUAUAUUAAAUAAAACAGUACAGCUGGCAGAA